CCCCAUCUCCUCUUGCAAUCCUCUCAAUCGAUGUAACGGCCGGAUCUCGACUUGCACAUUUUGUGUCAUUUUAUAAUUUUUAUGUUUCAGCUGUUCAUCGGCGAGGCACCUACCUCUACUGCGAAACUAAAUAACUUUACAGCUAAAAUAACGUCGGUUGUUAAAAUGCUAUUUUUUAAAAGAAAAAUAUCCCGUUCGACCAACAUCAGAUAUCCUAACUAGCUCUUGUUUCCAGCAAUAAUUAUAUUUGCAUGCGAUGAGUGAUUCAUAAAAAUGUCAGACUGUAAAAUAUAGGCACGUACUUCAAACUUUCUAUUUAAAAAUCAUGAAUUAUAGCCACGAAAAAUGUGUUCCCAUUUAGGGUAAUACGAAGUAUUUGCUGUCUUGUACUGAGACCCAUCUGUCAUCUAGACAAUAAAGAAAGCCGCUGUUACUUUUUCCCUGACGUUGGAAAUUUAUGGGUGCCCUACACUGGCCUAAUAACUCAAGCAUUGUGUCAACGUUUGACAGGCUUGCAGAAAAACAGCAACCCUGUUAUCAAUCAAACAACCCUUUGCAUAUUUUUAGCUGCGCUCUGAUCUUCAAGACACGUUUAUGUAUGAAUUAUAUCAUUAUGAAUCAUUCCACAGAUUUACUGUAAGGCGGGACGUGAUCUAUCACGUCUUUCAAAUCAACAAAAGGAAGAGAGAUUUUUACAGUUUUCGCCAUUUUAGAGUGCUUGACACUUGUGGGAUUUUACACUGGAAUAAAUAUAUUUUAUAACAAAUCUUAUCCGUGCAUGCCGCUGUAAAAUCGGCACUUUCCUCCCCAUUUUAAAGCCGUUUUGUAGAUUGUAUCUAAUCUUUUUUUUAGAAAGAGAAGAAAAUGAUCCUUAAGCUGCCUUUCCUCAAAGUAACUAUUUUGAUAUAUCGGUAAAGUCGCGCCGUGACAUUCAGGACUGAGUUUCUCUUGAGUUUUCAUUUGUAGUAGCAAAGAUAUACUUCCACCUCAAAACAUUGUUGCUCUCGCUCUCUCGAAAGAAGAGUUCGGGUUUGGUUAGCAUUUGUCAUUGUUUCUUUAUUAUUGUUCCCAUCUUUUAUAUUUUUAAAAAGCUCAGUUAAGAAUGGACGCAUAGAAUAACUUCAAAAACCUAAUUUCUAUACGUCAACGCGUAAUUCUUCAUCAUCACCCAGACACUAUUAUUCCAAAUGGUUAAUAUUCAACCUUCGCCGCAAUUUCAUGACAUCAAAUAUAAUUUCAAUAUAUCUUAACUAAACUAACUACAUAACAAUCUUUUAAGGCCAAUUUAAAAAUUGUUUUAAAAUGACAAUGUUCCAAUGAUUUAGUUUUCUGGACCAUUGAGAUUGACACGGGAUAAAGAAAGCAGACUUCUCUAAAUGUGUGGUAAUCUAAAAGUAUAACUGAAAUAAGUUCUGAUUCAAGAAGACGACACAACCCCAAAUAGAAUCUCCUGGGAUACGAGCUUUUUCAUGAUGAUGAAUGCAAACAUCACCGCCAUUGAAAGCUAUACAAGAUUCCACUGGUCCACGAACAAUUUUUCUAUCGACCUAAGUAACUAAAAGAAUGCCGACAUUUUGAUUAUUGUAAUAGACUGGAAUUAAAUCGCAAGUCUUAAAGUAAAAGCAAAUCUUUCAUUAUUACCUGAAACUUUAAAACUCCCCCCAGCACCAAACCGGCCCUCGAUCCUAUAGGUAAACGGCGAUAUCUUCACUUUCUAAAGUGUUUUUAACAGUGCUUCGGCAUACUGGAAUAGAUGCAAUAUUUUACAAGAACUAGCAACAAAAAGUACAGGACAAUGAAAUAUUUAUGUGUUUCGUGGUUCUAAAUCGCGCAUGGAUUUUCCCACUUUGCGCGCACCUGAUCUGGCAUAAUUUUGGCUGAAUGGGGAGCAUGGAGGGUCCCGAACCGUGUGUGUAAUUUUAAAGAUUUCUUUAGAUUUAUUAGAUGACCACCACAGAGCGAAAACAGCGUUGGCGGCAGCGCAUCAACUACAAAGAUGCGAACGAGAAACAAAGAGAAUAUCAGCCGUCCUGUCCAGAUAUUACCCAUGGAGUUAUGGAAUCUUAAUGCUGAUGCGGUUUUCCUCUUAGCUUUCUUGAGAAAAUAAUAUUGAUUAAUAAUGACGGAGCAUACUCUAAAGCGAGUCGUAGAAGAUGGGAUACUUCGUGUUAUUUGGCUGCUUCUGUCUGUGGCCCAAUGUUGUUGAAUCUAUUUAAAAGAAAGCGAAGCGUUUAACAAACAGAAACUUGCCUUCCGCCGUUGUGUUUUAAGAUGAGCGGCCCGUCCUGUUGCUUUUUAAACCAAUUUCGUUCCAAUCCGCUUUCUGCUGAAAUCCAUCCCAGGAUUUGUCAGAUCUGACCUGACCUGUCAAGCGGAUUAUCAUACAGAGAGAUUAAUAGGGUAGGCGGGUUGCAAUAAUAAUCGUUUUGUUUGAUGUGACAAGUUUGAUAGGCGUUGAUUUACUUACAAACUGAUAGGCUUUUAAUUGAGCGCCUCCAUCCAAGUUAGAUGAAAGGAAGCCGCGGCAUUUUGUGUCUGAAAAGCUGCCCAAUUGCCCGGGAGUCUGAAUACUUAUUAGCCGGGUACGUGAGCGGUCAAAUACUUCUUUUUGAAUGUAUUACUUUUUUUUCUCCCCCAAAUGAUAAAUCUCUUACAUUGUGCGUAAAUCGAAUUAUGUUGACAUGUCAACCAGUGACUUAGAAGUGGGAAAGGUUGAGUAUCUUGAUAAUGGCUUAACUUUCUAAUUAAAUUAACCUAGUUCCUGGAACAACAUUCCCCUAUGUUUGUAAAGUCUUUUUCUCGGAUGAAUUUUUACUCUUUUUAGACGUCAAUGAAAGCUGGUCAGUGGUGUUGCUUUUGAUCAAAUCGUGUUGAUCCAACCUGCGGUUGUUUGGAUCAACAAAAUAACUUGGACACAAAGGUGGUCGUCUUGUGAAAGGGAAAAUGAGACUGUUUGGUUCGUUUCGGAUUUCUGUAUUUUUUUUUAAAAGGACGGCAGAAUACUGGACACAAAUCUGUUACUUCCUAAUAUUUCAUUAUUUUCAGUCAGACUUGAAUAGAGGCGUACAAAUGGCCAAGCGUUGUAUCUCUCGAAAGUGUAAAUUUAUGUAUGUGUGUGUGUGUGUGUGUGUGUUGAAUGUUUUAAUUUGAUUUGUUUGCCCCUCGCCCUCUAGUUGCACUUAAAACCCCCAAACAACUGAACCGCACAGUGUGCCCCGAGUCUCUCCUCCGCUCUGAAGUGAACAAAUCUCCAAAAAAAACUUCCCACAGUCGACUCCACCUAAAGCAAUUAAUCUUUUAGUUUUUUCUCACCGGGAGGCAGGACAAAUACAACACGAACAGAUAGUCGUCUCUAUGGUAUAGUAAGGAAAACAGCUGUUCCAAGCAGUUAAUGCAAAUGAACACAAAUGAAAGUACAGCGUUUCAAUGUUUACUGCACUUCAUCCAUCAACCUGACGAGCCAUUAAAAAGAAAGAACUGUUCUGUGCGGAUCGAAUUUACGCCAACACUUGGGAACCGUUGAGACCUCUCCCAACACCAUUACACACCUGGAUAAAUUUGAGCUUCCUUCGCUACAUUAUUUAAGUAAAAUACUUAACAAGAACCCUCUUUAUAAUAGGAUUAAGUAGCAAUAUCAUUUCCAUUUCACUCGCUCAGACUUUGCAAAUCUGAUUCGCAAAUACCUUUACAUUUUUGAAAUAUUAGUAUAAUUACCUAAAAGAGGAUUCUUUAUUGCGGUAAUAUAUUUGUAAGAAAAAGCGCAAUUUCAUUCCGGGAAGCCAUUAGUCAAAUUUAGUUGCCCAUUCAGUAACUACAGUGCUUUGGCGUAACAAAUAUUUACAUUUCCGUUGUACAUGCUGAAAUUAGACUGCCUCCGUUUUCGGUUUUGUGAAAUUUUGACAUUGUUUGUCGGUAUUGUUUGACAUUGUAAAAGUGGUGUUAUUUAUCGAGAAGGUGGUUUGGGUUCAAUCCGGAUAGAUAGUCCAUCUCAGAAAUUGGCAACGACCCCAGCACUUCCCGUGUACUUCGCUUGUCAAACGUGUUUUUAUCUUCAAGUGACCUUUUGUUAAUGUUGUAGAUUGUGUGGGCCACCAUGUCGAGGCCGGAAACAAAAGCAAAGAUUGAUUAGCACAUACAUUUGCCAGUGAAAAGAAGACAACAUCAAACAGAAGUCAAAAUCUUAACAACCGCCCAUCUAUCCCCUUGUUAAAUUGAAGAGCGGCAUAAUAGACAAAAAACAAAGUUUGGCGUCUGCGAGGUUCUUAAGGAUAGAUUUUGCAGCUAACGCUAACUCGAUUUGCUUUUCUUUUUUUUAAAAAGCAGUAAUGUUCGGCGUAGUUUGUGUGGAGAAAGCAGUGCGAUAGUUGUGCGUGUGAUAUGAACCUUUUAAAGCAGUGACUUUGAUCAGACCGAUCAUUUGUUCUAGCUGUCAGGUUUAGCAUGUCAAGACUUUCAACGUGUCAAUCUUAAUCUUUUUCAAACGCUGCUCCGUGUGACCGGCGGGUUGACUGAUCGGUGAUACGAUCUCAAUAAUGCCAUUUUGUUUGUAAUGUCCCGUAACGACCCGAAGUGAGAUUUCUCAAUUUAAGAUUUUUAAAAAUAUAUGUGUAUAUAUAUUGUUUUUCAAUAAGUAAGAAAUGUUCAACGGGGGAGUAAGCCAUUAGCGACUGAGGUGAAGGUGUAUAAUUCGUUCAAGCGAAUUGAAGUGCGGUCUACUGCGCCCGUCUUUGUUCGCAUACAAAUUGAGUUUACUCUGAGAACGAUUUAUUUCCCUAAAUUGAAUGGCUCUUUUCAAAAGCCGUCCUUUUUCAAGUCACACCAGGCUUGUAAUCAGCAACAAAAGCUGACAUAAAUCAAGCCAGAUUGACAAGGUUGACAAAUAACUGAUUGAUUGCGGUUAAGGGAAUUGACAGUUGGAAGGGUGGGGGUAUUGAAUUGUAAGCAUGUGACAUUGAGAUCCUUCUCCGGAUUGGACUGAGAUCGUCACAUGCUGGACGUCUAAAAUGUUACCUUCACACAAUAACCAACACACAUACGCACACACAAAAAGUUAACACCACAUCCCCGUGACCCUCCAAUCACCUCGGGGUUUGGUGUUCAUUGUGUGAUUUGAUUGGAAGGCGGCAAAGGCUUUAAUCUCAAAGUAAUUCGAUGUUUGAAGUGUUGAUGUCCAGAUUGUGUGUUGCAUGUUGUGUUGUGUUUCGCUGAGCGGCGUUGCUGCUUCGCUGAUGAGCGCCGGGGAGGAUUUGGGCAGGGUCUCUCAUUCCGUGAGUGAAAGCUACCACCACCACCGCCGCCGCCGCGUCGUCGAGCGACACAGUCCCUCUCGGAGUGCUGGCUCAUUUAGGUCAUGAUUACAUCGCCUUCCGUCUCUAUCCACAGAAUUACAGCGAGUGAUAACAGCAGCCGAGGAAACACGAGUAGUAAACCGUUCUACCACUCCGUACCUCCCUCUGACCCUCUAAGGCAAGCAAAUCGUCUUCCUAUCAAGGUCUUGAAAAUGCUUACGGCUCGCACUGGACACAUUUUGCACCCCGAAUACUUACAGCCGUUACCAUCCACGCCCGUAAGUCCCAUCGAGCUUGAUGCGAAAAAGAGUCCGUUGGCACUUUUGGCUCAGACAUGCUCUCAGAUCGGAAAGCCUGACCCCCCUCCGUCCUCCAAGCUCACGUCUGUGACUUCAAACGGGACGAGUGACAAGGAGUCCGGAAAAUCCGCCCCGUUGAAACUUAGUGAUAUCGGCGCGGAGGACAAGUCGAGUUUUAAGCCGUACUCCAAGCACAACGAGAAGAAGGAGUCCAGUUCGUCGGGAUCGUCGGGCGGGUCUGGGGAGAAGUCUGGUUUCCGUGUGCCGAGCGCCACCUGUCAACCAUUCACACCAAGGACAGGCAGCCCCAACUCAAGUACCUCCUCGCCCAUGCCCUCCGACGGCAAAGGCAGCGACAGUCAGGAGAAGAAAGACAUCGACUCCGUGAAGAACAGCUCCAGCGACAACGGCACAACCACCAGUGUCGGCCACAACCGGAUUAGCCUCAACUGCGCUGGGAUAAACGUGGAAGUGAACCCACACCAGGAGACUUCGGUUUCCAAGCCCAUUAUUUCGGAAGCAUCGGCUCUGGGCUCUGGACUUGUUGCCCCUGUUUCGCCCUACAAACCCGGGCAGACAGUCUUCCCGUUGCCCCCUGCAAGCAUGGCCUAUCCAGGAACACUCGGUGCCUACGCCGGCUACCCGCACCAGUUCGUACCGCAUGGAGUCAGCUUGGACCAUGCCAAAUCCAGCCUGGUCGGGGCGGCUCAGCUGGCCAGUUCUCUGGGCUGUGGUCUGUCCGGCAAGCCGGCCGGUUCCAGCCCACUAGCCGGCGCCUCUCCACCCUCCAUGAUGACGGCCAGUCUGUGCAGAGAUCCCUACUGCCUCAGUUACCACUGCGCCGCGCACCUUGCCGGGGCGGCCAGCAACUCUUGCUCCCACGACCCCAGCGCUCUCAAGGCUGGAUACCCUCUGGUUUAUCCCUCUCACCCCCUCCACGCCGUGCACACGACCAUGGCCAGCAACGCUGGCACGCCGACCCUGACGGGCCACCAUUUGUACCCCUAUGGUUUCAUGCUUCAAAACGAUCCUCAGCCGCAUAUCUGCAAUUGGGUCUCGGCCAAUGGACCAUGCGACAAGCGAUUUUGCUCCUCAGACGAACUGCUCAACCACUUGCGGACGCACACUGCUUUCUCCGGGACUGACAAACUCAUGGCCGGCUACCCUAGCUCGUCCCUGGGUAGCGCGGCUGCGGCGGCUGCGGCAGCGGCCGUGGCUUGUCACAUGCACCUCCCGCCCACAGGGGCGCCGGGGAGCCCCGGAGGUCUCACGUUAAGGAGCCCCCAUGCUUUAGGACUCAGCAGCAGGUAUCAUCCUUAUGCCAAGAGCCCACUGCCGACCCAUGGAGGUCCAGGACCGGUCACCACUCUCCCCGUGCCGGCAACAGGACACUAUUAUUCCCCAUACGCACUCUACGGCCAGAGAUUAACAACAGCUUCAGCAUUGGGCUACCAGUGAACACAGACAGACAUUUUAAGAGCUGCAACGUGCAUUGCAAAGAAGGCUUAUGUGGGUCCAAUUUCAAAACAGUCAGGAAAAAAGAAAAGUUUUGUUCUUUUAAAUACAAAAUGUUGACCUAGUUUUCUUCUGGUUAAAUAAUACAAUCUGAUUUAUUUUUCUUUCGUGAAGCCAGUCAUCUCAAAGGUGAACCGAUUAGUGCAUACGUAGAGAUUUCGCCCUAUGGAAUUGUUUGUUUGAAAAUUAGGAUAUGUAAAUAGUUUUCUUGAAAGUUUUGAAAUACAAUCCAGGUAGUCUCACACAAAGCAAAUUGCAGUUUAAAGGGUCAUUCUAUGGUGUUCAUUAAUGGACGGGUUCCGCGAACGCUGUAUUUAUUUAUGUUAGCUUCAAGCGGGGGAAAACCAUAACAAAGUGCAUUACUUAACAAAAACAAAAACGGAUAGGUAACGUGAAACACAAUGUAGAAAAAAAAAUAGGGGUUUUCCUAAGUUUCUUUUGAAUUGCUAUGAUUGUAUUGUAUUAUUUAAUGUCUCUUGGGGGAAAAAAAAGAAUUUACAUGCAUGUUUGUUACUAAAUUCCAACUUGUCAUUAUAAUUUCAAAUUACAAUUAUUUUUAAGGUGUACCAUGGAAAGAAAAUUGGUAUUUUUUGUAUGUAUUCUGGAAAUAAGAAGCAGUGCUAUUCAAAAAUAUGACGUCUUAUUUUGUUAUUAAAUGAAUACUUGAUUACAAA
Amblyraja radiata (thorny skate) is the source of this 7776-nucleotide messenger RNA. RefSeq names its product zinc finger protein 503 (gene znf503). Gene Ontology annotation, cellular component: nucleus. The record is from RefSeq and is a predicted model, not a curated record. Bases 5351 to 7045 code for a protein of 564 amino acids. Lineage: Eukaryota; Metazoa; Chordata; Chondrichthyes; Rajiformes; Rajidae. The transcript is spliced from 2 exons. Gene Ontology annotation, biological process: negative regulation of DNA-templated transcription.